Sparassis crispa is the source of this 1812-nucleotide messenger RNA. RefSeq names its product MBOAT-domain-containing protein. Bases 1 to 1812 code for a protein of 603 amino acids. Gene Ontology annotation, biological process: ergosterol metabolic process. Gene Ontology annotation, molecular function: ergosterol O-acyltransferase activity. Lineage: Eukaryota; Fungi; Basidiomycota; Agaricomycetes; Polyporales; Sparassidaceae. The record is from RefSeq and is a predicted model, not a curated record. Gene Ontology annotation, cellular component: endoplasmic reticulum membrane. The transcript is spliced from 10 exons.
AUGGCCUUAUCACAGCCCAGUGACCCAUCUCAGAACCCCGGCAACCCCUCCGACGCCACAGGAGAAAGUGGGCAUGCCCCGCCCUCGCUCGCUCGUAAUCCUAGUGUCGGUUUGGAGACCAAGGAGGGAACCUUAUAUGUGUCGAAGCCAUUUCGCUCGUCUUCAACAAACAACAUGCGCGCAGUAAUAACGUUUACUCCGCGCAAAUCGCAUUUUGACACAACGAACGAGUCAUCCGGUAGUAAUGAGUUCCGCGGUUUCUUCACGCUCUUCUGGAUCUCCAUGUUUAUCUUCACUGUGCGCACAUAUAUACGCAGCAUCGAGACCAAUGGCUACGCCCUCAACCUAGGAUUUGCCACCAUGUUCUCGCGCGAUGCAAUCACCCUCACACUUUCCGAUGCUACCCUUGUCGGAAGCACCUUCCUCUGUGUCCCCUUCGCUAAAGCUAUCAAGAAUGGGUGGAUUAAGUAUCAUUGGACGGGGGUGAUACUACAGCAUUUGUGGCAGUGCUGUGUGCUGGCAUUUGCAGUUACGUGGACCUUCAACAGGCAAUGGCCCUGGGUCCAGUCAGGAUUCCUGACCCUCCAUUCGUUGGUCAUGAUAAUGAAGGUGCAUUCGUACAUUGCCACGAACGGGAACCUGACGGUUGCAAACGCCGAGGCUGAGAGCAUUUACGCGAAGUUGCAUAGCGCCGUAGCAGAGGACGGUGGCUGGGACUCUGCCUUGGCAGCUGCUGAAGCCAACAGAACCAAAAUUGAAAGCGAAGGGGGGCACGUCGGCAACGGGAACAGUUAUCCCAACGGAACACCUAAGGUAACGGAGGGCUCGACCACGUCAUACAUUCCCCCGGAUGCCGCCGUUGCACUUCGCCAACGGAUCACGGCUUCUGGCUCUCGCAUCACUCAGGAUUCCGAAUCCUCUUCCCGUUCCGACACACCAGAACGUACGACACAAGUCAAGACGGCCGGGACGCGCGUGGCUGGAGUGUCUGAGCCCUCGGACAUCCCACCGACACCGUCGCAGAUUCUUGCAAAUCACCCGAGUUCUCAUAUUGCGGAGUUGGCACGCGCACACGCUGAGCUGGAGGCGGAACUUACUAGCUCGGGUCCCGAACACAUUCGUUGGCCUGCCAAUAUCUCGCUGAGAAAUUUCGGUGUGUAUUUACUGAUCCCGUCGCUGGUGUAUGAGCUGGAGUAUCCUAGGACGGAUCGCAUCCGCCCACUAUAUGUUUUCGAGAAGACAGUGGCGACGUUCGGGUCGUUCGCGCUGUUGUACACAGUGACGGAGAGCUUCAUCCUUCCGUUGACCCCCACGCCGGAUCAGUCCUUCUUCCGCUCCCUGCUCGAUCUUGCGCUACCGUUCAUGAUCGCAUAUCUGUUACUGUUCUAUCUCAUCUUCGAAUGUAUUUGCAAUGGAUUCGCAGAACUAUCUUACUUUGCGGACCGUCGGUUCUAUGAUGACUGGUGGAACUCUACGUCGUGGGACGAAUUCUCGCGCAAAUGGAACCGCCCAGUGCAUACCUUCCUACUGCGCCAUGUAUACGCGUCAACGAUAACCAACUACCAGCUGUCGCGCACCAGCGCGAUGUUCUUGACGUUCUUACUGAGUGCCUCUGCCCACGAGCUGGUCAUGGCGAUUGUGACGAAGAAGAUCAGGAUGUACUUAUUUGUUCUCCAAAUCAUUCAACUCCCACUGAUUGCUAUUGGCCGUAUUCCAGCUAUAAAGCGCAACAAACUCCUUGGUAACAUUGUAUUCUGGCUGGGCCUCUAUGCGGGACUGCCUCUGCUCUGCGUUGCUUACGUCGCGUACUGA